GGCCAGGAGAUGUACGCGCCGCACUCCAUCCGCCUGGAGGGGGACAUCACCUUGGGCGGCCUCUUCCCCGUCCACGCCCGGGGACCCAGCGGCGCGCCUUGCGGGGACAUCCAGCAGCAGGACGGCGUCCACCGCUUGGAGGCCAUGCUCUAUGCCCUGGACCAGAUCAACAGCGACCCCGAGCUGCUGCCCAACGUCACCCUGGGCGCCCGCAUCUUGGACACCUGCUCCCGAGACACCUACGCGCUGGAGCAGUCGCUCACCUUCGUCCAGGCGCUCAUCCAGAAGGACACCUCCGACGUGCGUUGCACUAACGGCGAGCCGCCCGUCUUCGUCAAACCCGAAAAGGUGCUGGGAGUCAUCGGCGCCUCGGCCAGCUCCGUCUCCAUUAUGGUGGCCAACAUCCUCAGGCUCUUCCAGAUACCCCAAAUCAGUUAUGCUUCAACUGCACCAGAGUUAAGUGAUGACCGGCGCUACGAUUUCUUCUCACGGGUUGUUCCUCCAGAUUCCUUCCAAGCACAGGCAAUGGUGGACAUUGUGAGAGCUUUGGGAUGGAACUAUGUUUCCACCUUGGCUUCUGAAGGCAGCUAUGGUGAAAAAGGCAUGGAAUCCUUUAUACAAAUUUCCAGAGAGUCAGGUGAUCUCUGCAUUGCCCAGUCAUUGAAAAUCCCACAGGAUCGCAAAAACAAGACCUACGAAUUUGAUAAAAUUAUCAAGCUGCUUCUAGAUACACCCAGAGCCAGGGCUAUCAUUGUCUUUGCCUACGAUGAGGAUAUAAAACAAAUCCUCACAGCAGCAAAAAGAGCUGAUCAAAUUGGUCAUUUUCUGUGGGUGGCUUCAGACACUUGGGGUUCCAAAAUGUCUCCAGUAAUUCAACAAGAAGAUGUUGCAGAGGGAGCAAUCACCAUCCUGCCUAAGCGGGCAACCAUUGAAGGAUUUGAUACCUAUUUUACAUCCCGCACAUUGGAAAACAACAGAAGAAAUGUAUGGUUUGCAGAAUACUGGGAAGAAAACUUCAACUGCAAGUUAACAAUUAGUGGGUCAAAAAAGGAAGACACGGAUCGUAAAUGCACUGGACAGGAAAGGAUCGGAAAGGAUUCCCACUAUGAACAGGAAGGUAGAGUGCAGUUUGUGAUUGAUGCUGUUUAUGCCAUGGCUCAUGCUCUCCAUCAGAUGAACAAGGAUCUGUGCAGUGAUUAUUCUGGGAUCUGCCCAGAGAUGGAACAUGCAGGAGGCAAGAAGCUAUUGAGAUAUAUACGCAAUGUUAACUUCAAUGGUAGUGCUGGCACUCCAGUGAUGUUUAAUAAGAAUGGUGAUGCACCAGGACGUUAUGACAUCUUUCAAUAUCAAACUACAAAUACCUCCACACCAGGCUACCAUCUGAUAGGCCAAUGGACAGAUGAUCUACAGCUCAAUGUGGAUGAAAUGCAGUGGGGCAAAGGAGUGAAGAAAACCCCUUCUUCAGUCUGCAGUCUUCCCUGUAAACCAGGAGAACGAAAAAGGAUUAUGAAAGGGAUGAGCUGCUGCUGGCAGUGUGAACUGUGUGAUGGUUACCAAUACCAGUUUGAUGAAGUGAGCUGCAAGCUGUGCUCCUACAGUCAACGGCCAAAUGAGAACCGCACAGGAUGUAGCCCUAUCCCUAUUGUAAAGUUGGAGUGGCAUUCACCCUGGGCGGUCAUCCCAGUCUUUCUCGCCAUGCUUGGAAUUAUUGCCACCAUAUUCGUCAUGGCAACCUUCAUUCGAUAUAAUGAUACUCCCAUUGUGAGGGCUUCUGGAAGGGAACUUAGCUAUGUUUUAUUGACAGGAAUAUUUCUGUGUUAUAUCAUCACUUUCUUGAUGAUUGCCAAGCCAGAUGUUGCCGUGUGUUCUUUCCGGCGCAUCUUCCUGGGAUUGGGAAUGUGCAUAAGCUAUGCCGCUCUGUUGACUAAAACAAACCGUAUCUAUCGCAUAUUUGAACAGGGUAAAAAAUCAGUGACAGCUCCUAGGCUUAUUAGCCCAACAUCACAAUUAGCAAUCACAUCAAGUUUGAUAUCAGUACAACUACUUGGAGUUUUCAUUUGGUUUGCUGUUGAUCCACCAAACAGUAUUAUAGAUUAUGAUGAACAUAAAUCUAUGGAGCCAGAUCAAGCCAGAGGCGUUCUCAAAUGUGACAUUACGGAUCUACAAAUAAUAUGCUCUUUGGGGUAUAGCAUUCUACUAAUGGUUACAUGCACUGUUUAUGCCAUCAAGACUCGGGGUGUCCCAGAGAAUUUUAAUGAAGCCAAACCCAUUGGAUUCACUAUGUACACUACAUGUAUAGUAUGGCUUGCCUUCAUUCCAAUAUUUUUUUGCACUUCCCAAGCAGCUGAAAAGGUCUAUGUACAAACCACCACCCUUACAAUAUCUAUGAACUUAAGUGCUUCAGUGGCUCUGGGGAUGCUUUACAUGCCGAAAGUUUACAUCAUCAUCUUCCAUCCUGAACUAAAUGUCCAAAAGCGGAAACGCAGCUUCAAAGCAGUAGUGACAGCAGCCACCAUGUCGUCACGAUUAUCACACAAAACUAGCGACAGGCCCAACGGGGAAGCAAAAACAGAACUUUGUGAAAAUGUAGAUCCAAACAACUGCAUACCACCUGUAAGAAAAAGUGUUCAAAAAUCUGUUACUUGGUACACUAUUCCACCUACAGUAUAG
Molecule: messenger RNA, 2670 nt
Organism: Thamnophis elegans (Western terrestrial garter snake)
Lineage: Eukaryota; Metazoa; Chordata; Lepidosauria; Squamata; Natricidae
Gene: GRM7
Product: glutamate metabotropic receptor 7
Exons: 10
Coding region: 10-2670 (886 amino acids)
Biological process (GO): G protein-coupled glutamate receptor signaling pathway; regulation of synaptic transmission, glutamatergic
Cellular component (GO): membrane
Molecular function (GO): group III metabotropic glutamate receptor activity
Source: RefSeq, a predicted model, not a curated record